UGCGCUCGCGGUGCCACAGCGCGCUCCCCCGUGCCCCCCUCGCUCCUCCAGAUGGGCUGACCGGAUGAGAAGCACCGAGACCGGAUGGUCGGUGCAAACUUCGGGCCGGUGCAAACUUCGCGACUCAGCCCGGUAUGAUCGUGUGCAACGUGAGCCUGAGCUGCGCGCACUGUCCCGAGGGAGGCACGGCGGCGACGUACGAAGAGGUGUCCGGCUCGCUCCCUCCUCCGACCCUGAGCCCGAGGGGGCACCUGGUGGUGGCGGUGUGCCUCGGCUUCAUCGGCACCUUCGGGUUCCUCAGUAACUUCCUGGUGCUCGCGCUGUUCUGCAGGUACCGGGCUCUGCGCACGCCCAUGAACCUCCUGCUGGUGAGCAUCUCUGCGAGCGACCUGCUGGUCAGCGUGCUGGGCACCCCGUUCAGCUUCGCGGCCAGCACCCAGGGGCGGUGGCUGAUCGGGCGCGCUGGGUGCGUCUGGUACGGGUUCGUUAACGCAUGUUUAGGCCUCGUCUCCAUGAUCUCCCUCGCCGUCCUGUCCUACGAGCGUUACUGCACCAUGAUGUCGCCCAAUGUCGCCGACGGCAGGGAGUACCGCCCGGUGCUGGGAGGGAUCUGCUUCUCCUGGCUCUACUCUGUGGCCUGGACCGUACCUCCGCUGCUGGGCUGGAGCAGAUACGGGCCCGAGGGUCCCGGCACCACCUGCUCGGUGGACUGGAAGAGCCAGACGCCGAACAAUAUCUCCUACGUCGUCUGCCUGUUCACCUUCUGCCUGGUGCUGCCGUUCUGCGUCAUCCUCUACUCCUACGGCAAGCUGCUGUACACCAUCAGACAGGUCAGCAGCGUGAGCUCGGUGGUGAGCCGCCGCAGAGAGCAGCGGGUGCUGGUGAUGGUCGUCACCAUGGUGGUGUGCUACCUGGUCUGCUGGCUGCCUUACGGAGUGGCGGCGCUGCUCUCCACCUUCGGCCCCCGAGACUUCCUGAGCCCGGAGGCGAGCAUCAUGCCGUCGCUGCUGGCCAAGUUCUCCACCGUCAUCAACCCUUUCAUCUACAUAUUCAUGAACAAGCAGUUCUACAGGUGUUUCAGGGCAUUCCUGAGCUGCUCCGUCCCCGAGCGAGGCUCCACAAUAAAGACAUUUUCACGGCCGACGAAGACGCUCCGCACCGCCCGUCAGCCGAGGGAACACCGCGUGUCGGCUCCGGCGCCCUCCACGGUUCUCCCCACACCCAACGCCGUCCACGACUCGUCGCAGAAAGCCAGUCGAGGGGCUUCAUCUCCAUCUCCAUCGAAACAAGAGUCUGCUGCUGCUCCAGCUGCCUCCAACACCCCAGCUGUUGCCCCCAAACCCAAACUGAUCCUGGUGGCUCACUACAGGGAGUAGAGACAAGAAGAGGAGCUGAAUGUUUACAGAGAGGAGCAGGAGCGCAGGUCUCCAAUUAAGAAACAAAUCCUCUCAAUAUUAGAAAAGAGCGAGCACAAAGUGAGCUCAGUGGGAGUCUUGAAUACAAGCGGGGACGUUUUAAUCCCACAACAGGUUAUCAUCGCUCUGUGAAGUCGGCGAACAGGGAAACACACGAAACGCCCGACUCAUCCUGCUUAUAGAAGAGGGACUGUUUAUAAAGCAGGAGAUGAGGGCUGAACACGGGGGCCUCGUGUUAAGAUUACAAACGUCUUUACAGAUUAAACAGGUCGAGGUAUCUUUGUUACGUAACUGAAGAAAAAUGUUCUUUCUCAAUCCGGGAAAUUAUUCAGGAACAUUUUUGGACAGGCACAGCGUUCUUUGGCAGGUAUUUCAUAAACUGUUCGGUGUUUGUUUGGGGGGUUUUUUGUAAGCGGGGCAAUGAGGUAUUUUGUGCGUCGCUACUGUUAGCAGGAUUAUUCUUUUUUUGACGAUAAUUCAGUUGAAGAAGAGGGGUGAGAAUUCAUUUUCCUGACCCCGUUUCCAUGGCUGAUAUUUGAGGAUUUGAUACAGAGUAUUGAAGAUUUGUUGAACAAUUUUAUGCAAUUUGGAACUGAGGGGGUUUCUAUUAUGCCUUUAUUUACACUUUGCUGCGUAUAGGCCCCUCUGUCGUCAAAGCUGGGACUGUAAUGAAAGCCAUUAAAGGGACAUUUCACCAUGUUAUGAGGGAGAUUUCACCAUUCUGAGUUGUCUUGAUGUGUCCGAAGCUGCAGUUUCUUGUCGGUUUUUUGUUUGUGUGUGUUGUCUCCUGUUUCUUCCUUUGCUUAUGUAACAUAAAUGAAUUCAUGUC
Molecule: messenger RNA, 2244 nt
Organism: Acanthopagrus latus (yellowfin seabream)
Lineage: Eukaryota; Metazoa; Chordata; Actinopteri; Spariformes; Sparidae
Gene: tmtopsb
Product: teleost multiple tissue opsin b
Exons: 4
Coding region: 135-1376 (413 amino acids)
Biological process (GO): G protein-coupled receptor signaling pathway; visual perception
Cellular component (GO): photoreceptor outer segment; membrane
Molecular function (GO): G protein-coupled receptor activity
Source: RefSeq, a predicted model, not a curated record